GUAAGCAAUGCAUGGAUGUUAUGUAGAUGAGAAUGUAUGGAUUGUUGCUUAUUUGCAGAUAUUUUGUUUCUUGUUUAUUGGGGUGGGCUUAUGUUUUGUCAUGGGGUAUGUCUAUUGUUUGUUCUAUACGGAGUAGUUUGAGUGAGUUCAUGGUGGAGUUGAGUCGGAAUGCUGGGGGUUUUCAAUCAAUGGUUUUCCGUGUACUCAUUCCGGGUAGGUUACGCGAUUGGGUUAGUCAUGCUCCAUUCUCUUUGAAUUUCUUGGGAUCGUAAUUAUCGACUCGGUCUACGAACAAAAGGAGAAGUAAGUACGCGGGACGGC
Molecule: messenger RNA, 321 nt
Organism: Aspergillus caelatus
Lineage: Eukaryota; Fungi; Ascomycota; Eurotiomycetes; Eurotiales; Aspergillaceae
Exons: 1
Coding region: 27-272 (81 amino acids)
Source: RefSeq, a predicted model, not a curated record